AGUGCAAAUGCCAAAAGAAUGUGUUGAUGAAAGUGAGAAAGUUUCAGUGGUAUUUUUGGAAUACUAUAAUUGCAGAGCAGCAGGAAGUUAAGGCCGCCUACAUUAGAGAACACAUGAUGUGAGAUAAAGUUCCAGAUAGAGGUGGGAUUUUUUUAAAUAAUUUUUAAUCCAGUUUAUUUUAAAGGUGUUGUUAAGAGCACCGAAAUCAAUAAAAUUUAUACCUCCUUUAUCAUAUGAAUUUAAAGCUACUGAUUUACGCAAGUAGUCAGUUUUAUUUUUCCAUAAAAAAUUGUAUAAUAAUUUGUUAAUUGACUUACAGGUUGUAUUAUCAACAUGUAGUGACAGGGCAGCAUAGGUUAGACGGGAGAUACCUUCAGCCUUCGAAAGCAGAACUCUUCCCUUCAACGACAGGUCUCGCUGAAUUCAAUGAUUAAAGAUUUUUGGGGUUUUAUCUAUAAUAGGAAUGAAGUUUGUGGAGCAUCUGGAUUGCUUGUUUUUUAUUAUUUGAAUUCCAAGGUAUCUUACAGAGUUUCUUACAGGUAUUCCACGAAUUGAAGUUGCUGAACAACUUUUAACUGGUAGAAGUUCACAUUUAUGCAGGUUGAGUGAAAGUCCAGAGGCUUUAGACAAUGGCUGUAUGUUGUUAAUGGCCACUGAAACUUGCGAGGCGUCUCUGAGGAAGAGAGAUGUAUCGUCUGCCAGCUGACUUAUGGGUAUUUCUCUGUUAGCAAUGACCAGACCUUUUAAAGAAGACACGGGUAUCGGAGCAGGUGAAUGACGUCAUCAUCCGGAGCUGCAGACACCAGCAGACCGGAGGUUGGGCUCUGUGAUUGGAGACCGGCCCAGCUGUGGCGGCAGCUCUCACCUGUCGAGCGAUGACGUCAUCACCCCUCUACCUUAGGCUCGUUGUUUAUUCACAAUAAAACUGAAGGUGAAGCUGUGACAGAUUCGCCUCGAUCAAUAAAUCUAUAAAUAUCUCCGUGCUCGUGCAGGUGAAAGAUGCCAGAGCGUGAAGUUUUCCGCUUUUAUUGUGAAAGUCAGCACCGGAAGCUGUAAUAGGUGAUCGGCUCAAUUUCAUUGGCUUCGUUUGUAUCGUGAAAAUCAGCCGAUCGAGCAUUAUUGAUAAUUAAUCAGUAAGUAGAAUCAAUGAUCAGGGGAGUGUCCGUUUCCAUGACGAACGAGGACGAUAAAACGAGGCUUGGUGAUGUCACCGUCGUGAAGCUCGUGUAUUUUGGGUGUCCCAGUGCUCCCAGUGGCGUCCGCGAUGCUGCCCGCCUCUAUCCAGAUCACAGGCGAGAUGCUGUCGGCGGCUGAAGUUCAGGACAUCUGUGAGAGUCUGAAGGAGGAUGGCGUGCGCCUGCUGUCUGUGCGUGGCUGCCAGCUCUCCGAUCGUGACUUUGGGCGUGUCUGCCGCAGCGUUGCUGAGUCGCGCUCGCUCGCUCAGCUCAACCUUAACCUGGGCGUCGUCUCCAGUAUUGGCCGGACGCGGCACCUGGCUGACGCCCUGAAGACUAACCGCUCCCUGCAGACCCUGUUCCUUCAUGGCAGCCCGCUAUUGGACGCCGGCCUAGUGACCCUGAACCCCGCCCUGUCCACCCAUCCUUCACUGGUGUGCCUGGAUCUUGGUGACUGCAUGCUGGGAGACGAGGCGCUGGGUCUGAUCUGCGGGAUGCUGCCGCCAGACGGCGCAAAGUCAGGGCUCAGGGAGCUCACUCUCAGUGCUAACCCAGGAAUCAGCUCCAAAGGCUGGGCUCGACUCUCCAUUGCCGUGGCGCACAGCUCACAGCUCCGCGUGCUCAACCUGGACUACAACCCACUCGGUGAUCAGAUUGCAGGGAUGCUGGCAGUUGCCGUGGCAUCCAGCAGGACUCUGGAGGUUCUGGACCUAGAGGGAACCGGACUGACCAACCAGUCAGCACAGGUAUUCCUGGACAUGGUGGAGAAUUACCCGACCAGCCUGCGGGUCCUGGUUCUGGCUGAGAACGACAUCAGUCCGGAGCUCCAGCAGCAGAUCUGUGACCUGCUGUCUGAGGGGGAGGAUGACGAUGACAGAGAGGCCUUGCCUCUGGUGCCAGAUCCUGCCUCCAUCACUGCUUUCCAGCAAAUCAGAGACAAGUAUCACCCAAUCAGAGACAAGUAUCACCCAAUCAGAGACAAGUACCAGCUCCCCGCCUGGCUACCCCACAGCAACUCCAGCACCCAGGCGGUUUUGCUGACGUCAGGUCUAGGUGAGAGCUUAUUGGCUGAGACUGAGAUGUGACCCCUCCCACAAACACGCCCACUUCCUGUCAGGCUGCCGUCACUUUUUUCGGUUUGAAUGUUUUUUUUGUCUGCACUGCACUUCUGUGGUUGUCAGAUCACCUGAUGGCUUGCAGCCAAUCACACUCUCCGCAUGGUUCGAUGUAGCACCUGAACACAGACAAGCAGAGAACUCAAACACGUCACGUGACCUCCACACAGGUGUUUGUUCUGCUUCUGAUGAAUGUACCUUUGGCUCUGUUGAUUGGUUCUGAUGUCACAAUAAUAAAACUGUUUACAGCUUCUUAAAAACAAA
Oreochromis niloticus (Nile tilapia) is the source of this 2554-nucleotide messenger RNA. It is a transcript of the gene lrrc73, whose product is annotated as leucine rich repeat containing 73. The transcript has 7 exons. Bases 1265 to 2260 code for a protein of 331 amino acids. Gene Ontology annotation, molecular function: protein binding. NCBI's taxonomy places the organism in Eukaryota, Metazoa, Chordata, Actinopteri, Cichliformes, Cichlidae. The record is from RefSeq and is a predicted model, not a curated record.